UGCGGCUCUUCUAGGGUUCUUUCAAAACCCUCUCUCGUCCCUCUUCGCCACUCUCUCUCUCUCUCUCUCUCUCUCUCUCUCUAGCGCGCGCCCAAAUUCUAUUGAAACCCUAACACAAUCUUAUCGUCCUCGUCCUCUCUUCUUCCCCAAUUCGCCGAUCUUUGGUGCUUGUGAGGUGGGGGAGGGACCGGGGAAAGGGGAUGGCUUCGUCGGCGGAUCUGACGCGGGGGGCGGUGGCGGCGAUCUCCGAGGGGGGCGCCGAGGGGAUGCGCCCCGUGCUGCAGGUGUGGGAUCUGAGGCUGGUGAACACGGCGCAGAGCACGACGGAGAGGUACCGGAUGCUUCUCUCCGACGGAGUCCACAUGCAGCAGGCGAUGCUCGCCACGCAGAUGAACGGCAUCGUCAAGUCCGGUUCGCUCCAGAAGGGAUCCAUCGUGCAGCUUAAUGAGUACAUCUGUAAUGUUAUCCAAGGCCGAAGGAUCAUAAUUAUCAUAAACCUGGAGGUCCUACGUGGUGAAAGUGAGAUGAUUGGGAACCCAAAAACCUACGAUAAUAAUGCCACUUCUGCUUCACAAAACCGAGCUCCUGUGUCUGCUCUGCCGUCAACUGUUGAUCAACCCAGUAAAGCUACUAUAAAUCCUCAACCCUUUGCUGGGUCCCACUCUAGCGGCCCAAAUGCUAUGGGUGGUGGAGCUUCUGUUAUUCCGAAACCAGAGCCUGUUAUGAAUAAUCCAUCAUAUGGUGGGAGUGGGAUGUAUGGCAGUGGAUCCAUGCAGGGAAGGAACACGGCAAAUACCAAUAACACGCAUGCAAUUAGUGGAAAUCAAAAUCAAACAUUUUCUAAUGCCGGGCCGGGUGGACAGUUUCGCCCUCCGGGUAGUACUUAUAGCCGGCCAGCGCUGCCCACGUACCAGCAACCUCCUUCAAUGUAUGUAAACAGAGGACCCAUUGCUAAAAAUGAAGCCCCUGCUAGGAUUAUUCCUAUUGCUGCUCUAAACCCUUACCAGGGUAGGUGGACUAUUAAAGCUAGGGUUACAGCAAAAACUGAGCUCCGCCGCUAUAACAACCCUAGGGGGGAGGGCAAGGUCUUUUCUUUUGAUCUCCUCGAUUCUGAUGGGGGAGAAAUUCGUGUUACUUGCUUUAACACGGUAGCUGAUCAGUUCUAUGACCAGAUUGAGGCUGGAAGAGUGUAUUUGAUAUCUAAAGGAAGUUUAAGGCCUGCACAGAAAACCUUCAAUCAUUUAAACAAUGAUUACGAAAUAUUUCUAGACUCUACAUCGACUGUCCAACCUUGUGUAGAGGAGGAUAAUUCUAUUCCAAAGCAGCAGUUUAAUUUUCGUCCGGUGAGUGAAAUUGAAUCCCUAGAAAGCAAUUCAAUGGUGGAUGUGAUCGGUGUAGUUUCAUCAAUAACUCCAGCUGCUACUAUAAUGAGGAAGAAUGGCACUGAAACCCAGAAAAGGACUCUGCAACUGAAGGACAUGUCUGGUCGCAGCGUGGAAAUCACGUUGUGGGGAAACUUUUGCAACACUGAAGGCCAGUGCAUGCAGACUAUGUGUGACUCAGGUGUAUUUCCUGUAUUGGCUGUGAAAGCUGGUAGAGUCAGUGAUUUUGGAGGUAAAUCAGUUGGGACAAUAAGCACGAGUCAGUUAUUUAUUGACCCAGAUUUUUCAGAAGCACAGAGAUUGAAGGAGUGGUAUAACAGAGAAGGUAAGAACACGGCUUCCCUUUCUAUAUCUAGAGAUACAUCAACUAUGGGAAGGACAGACACUCGUAAAACUGUUUCGCAAAUUAAGGAUGAAGGUUUAGGGAGAUCUGAAAAGCCUGAUUGGAUAACUAUUAAAGCGACCGUUACAUUUAUAAAGACUGAUAAUUUCUGUUACACUGCUUGCCCGCUGAUGGUAGGGGAUAGGCACUGCAACAAAAAGGUGAAUAAUAACGGUGAUGGCACGUGGCACUGUGACCGCUGCGAUCAGAGUUUUCCAGAAUGUGAUUAUAGAUACCUACUUCAGUUUCAGAUUCAGGAUCACACUGGCACGACUUGGGUUACAGCUUUUCAAGAAGCCGGUGAAGAGCUUAUGGGCGUUCCAGCGAAGGAGUUAUACUUGGUGAAAUACGAAGAACAGGAUGAUGUGAAGUUCUCUGAUAUUAUUCGUAAUGUUUCCUUUAAUCAGUAUCUGUUCAAGUUAAAGGUCAAAGAAGAGACAUUUAGUGAGGAGCAACGUGUUAAAUCAACUGUUAUUAAGGCUGAAAAAAUCAACCCUUCGUCAGAGAGCCGGUAUCUUCUGGGACUGAUCGAGAAGUUUUCUAAUGAAGAUUCAAAUGCAGCUUCACGGAUCCAUGGGAAUCCAAAUUUUGCUUCUGGUUCCGGUAUUACUAUGGAUGUCAAGCCUAAUAUACAUCCUGCAACCAACAAUGUCGGCGUGAAUAUUGGUAUGAAUCAGCUAGGCCAGACUAUGAACCAAUAUGGAGGCAUUAUGAAUCACAAUAUUGGGGCUAGGGAAUUAUGUAAUAACUGUGGAUCACCUGGUCACAAUUCCCUGAACUGCCCAAUGAGCAUAAGUCGGCAAGGACAGUCUUUUGGUGGGAAUUUUGCCAAUAGGCCCAGCAAUGAUUCCAAUACUUGCUUUAAAUGCCAACAACCUGGGCAUUGGGCUAGAGAUUGUCCCGGUGUAGGUGCUGCAGGUUCAGCUUACGGAGGUGGAAAUGUAUCAGGGAGAUACGCUAACCAGUAUGUUGGUGGUUAUUGAAACGCCUUCGCUGAGGUUCUCUUUCUUUCUAAUGCCUUUUAGUAUUUGUGUAUAGUGGUGCUAAAUGCCUGCUUUGUUCGCUAGUUUUGUUUGAGGUUCAGUUUCAAACUGAACUUCAACUAGUGCCUUUUGCUGAAUGCUGAUCUAUUAUAAGGAUGCUUUGUGUUUAUGGUAUUCUACUAUGCUUUUGUUUUGGUUGAAUGUACAUAUUCCUUUUCCUUAUCA
This is a messenger RNA of Ananas comosus (pineapple), 2972 nucleotides long. RefSeq names its product replication protein A 70 kDa DNA-binding subunit A-like. Gene Ontology annotation, cellular component: DNA replication factor A complex; nucleus. Gene Ontology annotation, molecular function: damaged DNA binding; zinc ion binding; single-stranded telomeric DNA binding. The coding region runs from base 201 to 2747 and encodes 848 amino acids. The transcript is spliced from 3 exons. Lineage: Eukaryota; Viridiplantae; Streptophyta; Magnoliopsida; Poales; Bromeliaceae. Gene Ontology annotation, biological process: nucleotide-excision repair; meiotic cell cycle; telomere maintenance via telomerase. The record is from RefSeq and is a predicted model, not a curated record.